Messenger RNA from Sodiomyces alkalinus F11, 1923 nucleotides. Its product is annotated as UPF0061-domain-containing protein. Lineage: Eukaryota; Fungi; Ascomycota; Sordariomycetes; Glomerellales; Plectosphaerellaceae. The record is from RefSeq and is a predicted model, not a curated record. The transcript has a single exon. The coding region runs from base 1 to 1923 and encodes 640 amino acids.
AUGGCUUCUGUGCCGGCCCCUGGUGUCGCCAUAGCUGAUCUGCCGAAAACAUGGACCUUCACUUCAUCGCUCCCUCCCGACCCCCUCUUCCCGACACCGGCAGAUUCUCACAAGACUCCACGGGAUAAAAUUGGUCCCCGUCAGGUCCGCGGUGCCCUUUUCACCUGGGUUCGUCCAGAGCCGGUCGAGGACCCUGAGCUGUUGGCCGUGAGCCCAGCCGCAAUGCGCGACCUGGGCAUUCAGCCGGGUGAUGAGCAGACGGAAGAGUUUCGCCAAACUGUUGCCGGAAAUCGGCUUCAUGGAUGGGACAACGAAAAGAUGGAGGGGGGGUACCCCUGGGCCCAAUGCUAUGGCGGGUUUCAGUUUGGACAAUGGGCCGGCCAGUUAGGUGACGGCCGUGUCGUUUCGUUGUUUGAGACCAGGAACCCAUCUACCGGCGUCCGCUAUGAGUUGCAGCUCAAGGGAGCCGGCCUCACCCCUUAUUCUCGCUUCGCCGAUGGCAAGGCUGUCCUGCGCUCGAGCAUCCGCGAGUUCAUCGUCUCCGAAUCUCUCAACGCCCUCGGCAUUCCCUCCACUAGGGCUCUAUCUCUGACGCUUCUCCCACAUGUUAAAGUCCGUCGUGAGACGAUCGAACCUGGCGCCAUCGUUCUCCGCUUUGCCCAGUCCUGGCUACGCCUGGGGACAUUCGACCUACUACGUGCCCGCGCCGAUAGGCCGCUAUUGCGCACCCUCUCCACCUACGUCGCUGAGAACGUGCUUGGAGGCUGGGAGGCUUUGCCUGGCCGGCUCGAUAACCCAGACAAACCUGCCAAAUCCUCUGCCCCAGCGAGAAGUGUGCCCGCUACUGAGAUCCAGGGCCCGGAGGACGCGGCAGAAAACCGUUUCACUCGGCUCUUCCGCGAGAUAACCCGCCGAAACGCCGUCACCGUCGCCCACUGGCAAGCCUAUGGCUUCAUGAACGGAGUUCUCAACACGGAUAACACCUCCGUCCUCGGCUUGAGUCUAGACUUUGGUCCCUUCGCCUUCAUGGACAACUUUGACCCCACUUACACCCCAAACCACGACGACUUCCUUCUUCGAUACAGCUAUCGCAACCAACCCACCAUAGUCUGGUGGAACCUCGUGCGUACCGCCGAGGCCAUCGGCGAGCUGAUGGGCGCCGGUGCCGCCGUCGACGACCCAACCUUCAUCGAGAAGGGCGUCCGCGAAGAAGACGCUGGCGUCCUCGUCGCCCGCGCAGAGAAGAUCAUCAGCCAAGCCGGCGAGGAGUACAAGGCAGUCUUCCUUGCCGAGUACAGACGUCUCAUGGCCGCCCGUCUCGGCCUCCGCAAGCUGUCCGAUGACGACUUUGAUAACCUCCUCAGCCCCCUCCUCGACACCCUUCAUGAGCUCGAGCUCGACUUCCAUCACUUCUUCCGCCGCCUCAGCGGAACUCGCCUCGACGAACUUGAGACGGAACAGCAGCGCAAGGACGCUGCCGCGCGCUUCUUCCACCACGAAGGCAGCACCGGCGGCGCCAGCGAAGAGGACGCUCGUGCCCGAGUCGCUUCGUGGCUCGACAAGUGGCGGGCUCGUCUGCUGGAGGACAAAGCUGAAGACGGUGGCGACGCUGCUGGGACAACAGACGGGUCGUCGACGACGUCUUGGGAGGACCGCCGUAUCAAGGCCAUGAAAGCCGUGAACCCCAACUUUGUCCCUCGUGGAUGGAUCCUGGACGAGAUCAUCCGCCGUGUUGAGAAGGGGGGUGAGAGGGACGUUCUGCGACGCGUGAUGCAUAUGUCACUACAUCCUUUCGAGGACAAGUGGGAUGGUGAGGUGUCUGAGGAUGGACAGACCUAUUCGGGCGACCGGGAGGAGGAGGAGAGAUGGACGGGUGAUGUGCCGAGACUGGAGAGGGCCAUGCAAUGCAGCUGCAGUUCGUAG